Molecule: messenger RNA, 543 nt
Organism: Drosophila kikkawai
Lineage: Eukaryota; Metazoa; Arthropoda; Insecta; Diptera; Drosophilidae
Source: RefSeq, a predicted model, not a curated record
AUGGGUAUUCAGUACGAAUUCCUUCUAGAGGACGAACGCAUCUUCAGCGACUGCUCCGACAAGCCACCAGGAACCUUCAACUCGCACAGCUUAUUCGAUUUAAGCAACAUGAACUUUGCUAUGGAUGAUGAUGGAGUUGCCAUUUCCGGCAAUCAUACACUCAUAUGGGAUGUCCAGCCAUCGGACCGCAUAGAGAUGGCUGGCAGCUUGCGGUAUUUUGAUCGCAGUACCUGGCAACCCACAACGCUCAAUAUUUUGAGCAAGGACCUUUGCAAAGUCUUGUACGAUCACAGACAGAUCUGGUACGACCUGUACAGUAAACACAUAGCAAACAGACCGGAUAUCGCGGAAAAUUGUAUCAGAGUGAAGGGUACUACAUUCAUAAUGGAAUCUUAUAAGCUGGAUCCACAUAUUGGUCUUGGCGUUCCAUUGAAGCCCGGACGCUAUUCAGUUCGCUUAGAGAUUUCAGCAUACGAUAAAUCGAACAUUAAAGGACCGAUCUCUAUAUGUGCCGAAGUAAAAGGCGAAUUUUUUAGGGUCUAA